AUGGAAACGUUAGCGAUCCCCCGACAGACGUUCGAGAAGAUCUACCUUAAUCCUCCGAUUGAUGUCAAAGGAGAUCUCAGAAACAUCUAUGCCAACCCAACGCCCCUCGGUCUCGUGGGCUUUCUUGUCGCUACCAUGCCGGUCAGCUUCCAGCUCAUGCGUUUGGGACGCGCAGGUGGUGAUGGAGCGGCGACGGUAGGAUUGAGCUUUUAUUUCGGGGGAAUGCUGCAGCUUCUGGCUUGUGUUAUGGAGUGGGUACUGGGGAAUACGUUUAGUUUUCUGGUGUUUGGCUCGUUUGGAGCCGCAUGGUUCGCACUCUCCUCCCUAAACCUAGAGCCCUUCGCAUCAGGGUCCCACUCCGUCUACGCCAAUGAGGCCGAAUUCGACGCAAGUUUCGCCUACGGCCUCAUAACCUUCGGCCUCCUAACCCUAACCUUCGGCUUCUGCGCCCUGCGCACCAACAUAAUCUUCGUCUUUUGCUUCCUGUCGGUCAGUAUCGCCCUCUUCAUCUUCGCCGGCUCCUUCUUCGCCAUGGCCCACGGCCACUCGGAAGCAGCGGCGAAGAUGCAGUUCUUUGUCGGCGGAACGUUCUUUUCUUGUUGUGUCAUGGCUUGGUAUUUGCUGAUUGCGAAUUUGUUGGAGGUGCUGGAGUUUGGGGUUUCGUUGCCUGUGGGGGAUUUGAGUCGCAGGUUGAAGGGGAUUGGGAGGAAGCCUGAGUAUAGGGAUCGGUCGAAGUCGGUUUAG
Zasmidium cellare ATCC 36951 is the source of this 744-nucleotide messenger RNA. RefSeq lists its product as uncharacterized. Bases 1 to 744 code for a protein of 247 amino acids. The transcript is spliced from 4 exons. The record is from RefSeq and is a predicted model, not a curated record. Gene Ontology annotation, cellular component: plasma membrane. Lineage: Eukaryota; Fungi; Ascomycota; Dothideomycetes; Mycosphaerellales; Mycosphaerellaceae. Gene Ontology annotation, molecular function: acetate transmembrane transporter activity.